Linum trigynum is the source of this 514-nucleotide messenger RNA. The record is from the annotation of a GenBank genome assembly. NCBI's taxonomy places the organism in Eukaryota, Viridiplantae, Streptophyta, Magnoliopsida, Malpighiales, Linaceae.
UCACUAGCUGGCCAGCUUCAACUCCACCACACACCAAUGUCCGACAGUUCGGUACUCGGGGAAUGGGGCGCUCCCCAGCCUGCAGGACAGACCACGAUCCAGACUGUCCUGGGAGCCGUCGCGAUUUGUUGUGUCGCCGUGGUUUUUUACUCUCUCGUUCGAUACUUCCUGAAGAAACAGCAUGCAGCAGAGGUAGAAGAGAUACAGCUGCCCACACUGCCGCAGUCGAGCUUUCAGGAAGCUAGCAAGAUUUCGGGUGCAGGUGAUCAGUGCUCGGUCUGCCUGGAAGAGUUCGUGGAGACCGACGUGGUGUCCGUUCUCCCUCGCUGCAGCCACAUGUUCCAUCAAAUCUGCAUUCGGGAUUGGAUGGCGGAAUGCAGCCGGCGGUUGCCGACCUCUCUGCCGACGUGCCCGCUCUGUCGGCUUGAUUACCAGGAGACAGUCUGAUGAUCGAUUGUGGCGCAUAGUAUUCCUUGUUUCGGCGCACCUUAUCGAAGAAAUGAUUAAGUUGAAG